This is a messenger RNA of Phaedon cochleariae (mustard beetle), 1760 nucleotides long. Lineage: Eukaryota; Metazoa; Arthropoda; Insecta; Coleoptera; Chrysomelidae. The record is from the annotation of a GenBank genome assembly.
AUAUACAAUGGCAUGCAGUGAAACUAGUGAAACAAUGCCUCUUGUGAUGAACUGGUCAAUAGAAGAUACAAGACAGUUCUUAAAUAAACAAGGUUUUGAAGAAGACACUAUUAAAAUUCUAUGUGAUAUCAACAAAUUAGAUGGAAAGUGUUUGCUAGUGCUAAACGAACAUGACUUCACUACAGAACCUCUUUGCAAACUCAAUUUGAGAGACAGAAAAAACCUCUAUGUGCUGUGCAAGAUACUACAAAGAGAUAAUCAAAAUACUCUUAUAGAACUUGGUAUUCUUGAAAACCAUAAUGUCAGUUUAUAUUCUCCACAGGCCACAUACAAUAAAUUAGAGAGUGAAUAUUGUGAAUCUGAAAGAGUUUCACCACCUAUUUCUGAUGAUGGCAGACCAAGGUAUCCCCCAGAAAAGAGAAAAGCAUUGCUCAGUUUUCUAUAUGUUGUGGGUGUCACCUGGAUAACAGCCUUUGUUAUGGUAAUUGUUCAUGAUAGAGUACCUGAUAUGAAAAAGUAUCCACCUCUUCCAGAUAUUUUCUUAGACAAUGUUCCUCACAUACCCUGGGCCUUUGAUAUGUGUGAAGUAACUGGUACAAUUUUGUUUACCAUGUGGUUAAUUGUAUUGCUGUUCCAUAAACACAGGUUCAUUCUGAUGAGAAGAUUUUUUGCACUUUCUGGAACUGUUUUUCUUCUAAGAUGUGUGACUAUGCUCAUAACCUCAUUGAGCGUUCCAGGAGCUCAUCUUCAGUGUGAACCUAGAAAUUAUCCAACUGGAGGAAAUUCACUUUUUGGUGAUUUAGCAAAAAAGUUAUCACAGGCAUAUCUCAUAUGGAGAGGAGCUGGUAUGUCCAUACAGGGUGUCAGAACAUGUGGUGAUUAUAUGUUCAGUGGGCAUACAGUGGCAUUGACAAUGCUGAAUUUCUUUAUCACUGAAUAUACGCCUAGGCACAUUUAUUACCUCCAUACUCUCUCAUGGAUGAUGAAUAUGUUCGGAAUAUUCUUCAUACUUGCUGCUCAUGAACACUACUCUAUAGAUGUUUUUGUAGCCUUUUAUAUCAGCAGCCGUUUGUUUCUUUAUUACCAUACACUGUCCAACAAUCAGGCACUCAUGCAAAGAGACUCCACCAGGACUAGAGUUUGGUUUCCGUUAUUCUCGUACUUUGAGUCGAGUGUAGAAGGAAUAGUACCCAAUCAGUACGAAACACCAAAUGAAAUUGUAUCAAACAUAUGUAAUUUCCUCAAAGGAAUAUUUAAUGAUGUUAGAGAUCAUUUAAUUUCAGCUGUGAAAAGUAGUACUGCUACUAAUGAAGUUAUCGAGUCUGUAAGUAGAACCAUAGUGGAAAAUGCUAAAGACAAAUAAUCAAUAAUACCAUUUCAAUUGUCUUGUACUGAUUUUUAUACAAUUAUGCUCUGGGUUUCUCUUAUUCUGAAAAUUGCUCGAAAUAUUGUGGGGCAUAUUUUUGUUGUUCAUUAGUUAGUGUUUGUUAAAUAACCAAAGACUUCUUGAAAGCUCUUCCAUUAUUUAUUAUGUUCAUCUUUGUUGCUUCCAAACUAUGAAGUGAUAUAUUUCUGUUUGGUUUUGAGUUCAAGUUUUCUUGUGAUAGGGACCACGUCUUUCGGAGUUGAUGACUUAUUUAUUGAAAUCACAAGGGUUAAUAUUAGGUUUUGUUAUGUACAUAAGAUGAAAUAUUUAUAUGUCCAUUUUUAGAGUUCAAUUUUUGUAAAUGUUAAUAUUUGUAAAUAAUAAUUUAUUACAU